UAAAUCUGCAGGAGUUGUUUCCUGUCUUGGGUGGUGGCUUCAAACUUUCUUACUCGCCUUCAUUCCUGUGUGCGGGAAUGAGAGGAGGAGGAAAAGUUAUUUUACAGAAGCGGCUUACCGUGCAGCUGUGACCGGUGUUGUUUGAAGCGGCGUCGUUCGUUUGAGGGGGUUUUCAUCAGUUUCGCGUGGAGGGAGAGCAAAUAUCGAGUAAAAGUCAUGCAGGCCAUCAAGUGUGUGGUCGUCGGUGACGGGGCUGUGGGUAAAACAUGUCUGCUGAUCAGCUACACAACCAAUGCGUUUCCCGGAGAGUACAUCCCCACAGUAUUUGAUAAUUAUUCGGCGAAUGUCAUGGUGGAUGGGAAACCGGUGAAUCUGGGUCUGUGGGAUACAGCAGGACAGGAGGAUUACGACAGACUUCGCCCUCUCUCGUACCCUCAGACGGACGUGUUCCUCAUCUGCUUCUCCCUUGUGAGUCCUGCCUCCUUCGAGAACGUCCGUGCAAAGUGGUAUCCAGAAGUGAGACAUCACUGUCAAACCACUCCAAUCAUCCUGGUGGGAACCAAGCUUGAUCUGAGAGACGACAAGGACACCAUUGAGAAGCUGAAGGAGAAGAAGCUCACUCCCAUCACCUACCCUCAGGGCCUGGCCAUGGCCAAAGAGAUCGGGGCAGUGAAGUAUCUGGAAUGCUCGGCACUCACACAGCGUGGCCUGAAGACGGUGUUUGACGAGGCCAUCCGGGCCGUACUAUGCCCUCCACCCGUCAAGAAGAGAAAGAGGAAAUGCUCUCUGCUGUAGUCUUGAGGAAACGCCGCUGUGAUCCAAACUGUAUUUCUAAGAGGAGAAGUGAGAAACGACACUACGGUUUCCUUUUUCACUUCCUUCACUGUAAUUAUACCAGUACAACUUUAUACCUUCACAAACAAAUGUUAUCGAUAGAUGUAGUAAGAAUUAUCCCCUUUGACAGACACUACAGGACGACCCGCGGCCUUUGACUAAUGGAUGUUAGCGUUUAGUUCUUGAAGAUGGUUCCUUCCAUUGAGAACGCACAAUGUUUGUUUACAGUCUUUGUUUGAAAGGAAUGAAGAUCUCGCCAAACAGCACUACAUUAGGAUGGGGCAGCAUCACGCGUACUGAUUUGUAACCCCUAAAGGGCAGCAAUCAUUUGGCAAACCAGAGCUAGCGGUUGAAGCCGGUGAGUUUUCAGUGAAGGCUUUUAUCUCACACCUGUCUCUUAAACAUGCGGUUCUGUUAAUGGAA
Messenger RNA from Danio aesculapii, 1257 nucleotides. RefSeq names its product Rac family small GTPase 1b (gene rac1b). The record is from RefSeq and is a predicted model, not a curated record. Gene Ontology annotation, biological process: regulation of actin cytoskeleton organization; motor neuron axon guidance; cortical cytoskeleton organization. The transcript has 6 exons. The coding region runs from base 217 to 795 and encodes 192 amino acids. Gene Ontology annotation, molecular function: GTP binding; protein kinase binding; GTPase activity. Gene Ontology annotation, cellular component: cytoplasmic vesicle; cell cortex; dendritic spine. NCBI's taxonomy places the organism in Eukaryota, Metazoa, Chordata, Actinopteri, Cypriniformes, Danionidae.